AUGGAGUCGCAUAUUCAUAUGCAUGAUGAUGCCCGCAAGUCACCAGCAAACAGGUUGAGGGGCAAAGUUGCUGUUAUAACUGGUGGAGCAAGAGGGAUUGGAGCAGCCACAGCAAUACUAUUUGCAGAAAAUGGGGCUAAUGUGGUGAUUGCUGAUAUCCUUGAUGACCUGGGAACCAGCCUAGCUUAUUCAAUAGGAGGCAAAUACAUCCACUGUGAUGUUUCUAAAGAAGAUGAUGUAGAAUCAGCUAUCAAUCUUGCACUGGCUUGGAAAGGCAAAUUGGACAUCAUGUUCAACAAUGCUGGUGUUUCAGGUCCUGAUGGGAGCAUCACCAAUCUUGACAUGGAGAAAACAAAGCAAGUCUUCUCAGUAAAUGUGAAUGGUAAUCUACACGGGAUCAAGCACGCGUCGAAGGUCAUGAUAGAAGGUCAAAACGGAGGCUGCAUCAUAUGCACGGCGAGCUCUGCAGCUGUAGUAGGAGGCCUGGGAUCACAUCCUUACACAUUGUCAAAAGGUGCCAUCAUUGGAUUGAUGAAGAGCACUGCCUGUGAAUUAGGAGUCCAUGGAAUUCGAGUCAACUGCAUUUCGCCACAUGGGGUCCCUUCGGAAAUGCUUGUUAGUGCAUACAGAAGGAUACUGGGGAAAGAGGACAUGCAGCCUGAAGAAGUGGGGAAGAUUAUUGGAGAAAGGGGAAGUCUUUUGCGGGGGAGAUAUGCUAGUGUAGAAGAUGUGGCUCAGGCUGCAUUGUUUCUGGCAAGUGAAGAAUCAGGAUUUAUAACAGCACACAAUCUUGUCAUUGAUGGAGGAUAUACAUCUGCUAAUAAUAACAUGGCUUUCAUUUAUCGGUUGUCAAAAUGA
This is a messenger RNA of Manihot esculenta (cassava), 858 nucleotides long. RefSeq names its product short-chain dehydrogenase reductase ATA1. The transcript is spliced from 2 exons. The coding region runs from base 1 to 858 and encodes 285 amino acids. The record is from RefSeq and is a predicted model, not a curated record. Lineage: Eukaryota; Viridiplantae; Streptophyta; Magnoliopsida; Malpighiales; Euphorbiaceae.